UAAUGAGUAAGAAAUGACACAUCCGUGCCAUUAACGGUCAUAAAUAGAGAUUUUUUUAAAUUGAACUAUAUUGAUAAAUUGAAAUAUAAGCAUAUAAAAAACAGUUUUAUUCUUUUUUUAUUUCACUGCUUCAUGGAAUUACAAUACAUUAUUGUCUCGAGGACGUUAUUAAAAAAAAUGCUCUCCUUUUUAAUUCUGAACGAGAGCCAUCCAAGAAAUGUCAUCAUCUUCCCCUUCCCCGCCCCACACCUCAAUCAUACAAAAAAAUUCUAAUGCGAAAAUUGUGAAACAAAUGAAAAUAACCACUAAUUUAUAAAUGGAACCAAAACAAAGUUAAUGCAGUGGAUUUAAUUAAAAAUGUUAAAUAAUUAAAUGUAAGCUUGUAUAAUAAAAAACACGUGUAAACAGCGCAAAACGACAUGUUCAAAAGUCGAGGCGAUAUUGUUUAUAAAUGUACGGUGCGACUUUUAGAGGAUACCGAGAUAUUAGAAUGUGAAUUCCACCCGAGUUAUAAGGGCAAGUAUUUGCUAGAGCAUGUGUGCCAACAAUUGAACCUCACGGAGACUGAUUAUUUUGGGCUCCGAUAUGUAGACGCCGGCGGCCAAAGGCACUGGCUGCAUAUGGCAAAGUUAAUAUUAAAACAAGUUAAAGAUGCCUCGCCAAUAUUAUUUAGUUUCCGAGUGAAGUUCUACCCGCCCAACCCACUGCUGCUCAAAGAGGAUGUGACCAGGUUCCAGAUCUACCUCCAGCUGAAGAGGGACCUCCUGCAUGGGAGACUUUAUUGCACUUCAAACGAGGCAGCUAUGCUUGGAGCCCUAAUUAUACAAAUUGAGCUUGGUGACUAUGACCCGAACAUCCAUGUGGGUAAUUACGUGACAGAAAUGAGACUGCUGCUCAGACAAACAGACGCCAUUGAAGCUAGGAUACAAGAAUUACAUCGGGAGCCAGUGGAGGGUACUCCGGGGGGCAGCGGGGGCGUCAAAGGCAUGUCCACACAGGAGGCCGAGCGCACUUUCCUCAAAAUUGCGUGCCAACUUGAUACUUAUGGUGUCGAUCCACAUCCCGUCAAGGAUCACAGAAGCAACCAGCUUUACCUGGGUAUCAACCACAGCGGAAUCCUCACGUUUCAGGGCAGUAGAAAGACGCACCAUUUUAAGUGGAACGAAGUGCACAAGAUCAACUUUGAGGGCCGGAUGUUUAUUGUACACCUCAACUAUCCGGAGAAAAAGCACACAGUGGGUUUCAAAUGUCCGAACGGUCCGGCGUGCCGCCACGUGUGGUGCUGCGCCAUCGAGCAGAUGCUGUUCUUUACGUUGGCGUCAUCAUCAGACGCAUGUGUCUACUCCGGAGGAGGUCUGUUUUCCUGGGGUACUAAAUUCAAGUACGUAGGACGUACAGAGCGAGAAAUAUUGGAACGUGAUGGACUACUAGCGCCAAGGGACUCACAGGAGGAGGGCGGCGGCAAGCGGAAAGCGUCAAGCGUCCCCGCGACCCCGUCCACUCCCAUGACGGGGGACUUCGGGUACAGCAGCCUACCUCGAUCAACGCAUAGUGCGCCUUUAGAAGAAAGUGGGGGCUUAGCAGGAGGGGCCGAGAUGUGCAACGGGGCUUGCCUACUGGCUGGUCCUGCCGUGGACAUAGCACUGGCCCCACAGGAACUGAGGACUCAGGAGAAACAGGCCCCCUGCGCCGCCGAAUACGUCCUGCGCGACUCGUGCUCCCCCUCCUCGUCGUCGUCGGGCGGCACGGGGGCGCCGCCCCCCGACGACUGGCGUCCCCCUCCCGCCCUCCAGCCGCCCCCUCGCCCCUUCUCCCUCUUACGAACCUUCAUACCCUCCUUCCUCUUCGUAUGGCUGUCGUUGGCUUUAGUCGCCUUGCUCGUGUUCGAGACGGAUUGGGCGCUGUUCAGACCGUUGAAGAGGAAACCGGAGUUGGUUUCGUUGAGGCAUCAUUACUAUGCGCCGUUGAAGGAGUAUUUCAAGAAAAAGGUGUUGGAGUUUUUCUGAUUUUAUCGAGGUAGGAGGUUGAAUUUGCGCGUAGUAGGGUACUAAUAUUAACCCUCGUCGUAGCACGAAGGUUGAUUGGCUGUAACCGCGCGCAUCUUUUGAAGUUUUUGACGGUCAAAAGGUCUCUGAUUAGGGAUGGCAGCUUACUAGGCUAAAAGCGUAAGUUUAUAGAGGUGAUUUCAUAGUUCUACCCAGUUCGUGUCAUCCACGAUGACGCGCAGAUCUUUCGCGUCAUAGUGAAUGACACGAUCUAUAAGUAAUAAUAGGGUCGCGCGGUCUAACCAAGUGAUAUAAUAUACUCUAGCAAGCCAGCUUUGCGAAUAACGGCAAAUUUGAAAAGUGUACACGCGAAGCAUCGAUUUCCGAUACUGAAUAUCGCGCCUUUUUCUGCCACAAAGUUCGCUUGCCAAAGUAGGAAUAGUAGCGUCAUCUUGUGCGCAGUUUUUUGACUUUCCUUCUAAUCAUCUUGCUUGAAUGAUAUGUAGGUACCUAAUACAGUUUAAUAAACAAUGUAAAUAAGAAAUAACUCACUUCUAUAAAUUUAUACUUUUGUUAACAAUUUUUUGCGUAAAUAAGACCAGUCAACGGAGACUUUAAAAAUGAGGUUGUCAUUUCCAAAAAAAUCCAUGCCAUGUGAGAUUUGUACGAUAGGAUAAAAGAAGUCGAUUGUAAAAUAUAAUAUAGCACGGAGAUAUUUUACUAGGAGUACGUAUUUUCGAACGCUGGUAUGAGAAUGUCGGAAAAUCUAACGCUUUUGAGAAAAAAUGUCGUGACUUUCAUUUGUGUUUAAGGACGAAUGUCAAAUUUAAGUCAAGCUGCAAAUGUGACGGAAUCCCGGUGCUUUUAAAUCUGUUGAGUCUGUCUGAUAAUUUUCCGUUAUUAGGAAUCUUUUGUUCCUUGUGAUUAAAAAAAAAUGUUAGUGGUUUAAAAUAAUAAAAAUGCACAAAAAAGUUAGAUACUAGAUAAAACACACAGUUUAAAGUUAGAAAUAUCUUAGUAACCUCAGGAUAAAUAAUAAAUAUAUGGCCGAAAAAAUUAUUAAUGGCAGGUUUUGGCCAAAAUGGCCGUUAUGAAAAUAUGCUUUAUAAUUAUACGACAGCUUUUAAUAAAAUAGACUCAGAUUUAAAAACAAACUUAGUAUAUUGCCUUAGCCGAGAGAAAUGAAAGUCAUUUUAUUUUUUCCUAAAAAUCUCUAACAAAUCUUUCAUCGACCUUCUAUUCAAGCUUUUGCCAAACAAGAACCAUGAUAUAGCAAAGAAAUUAUACUCAGUUUUUUUUCAGUUUAGUAAUUUUAUAACCUCAAAUAUAGUGGUAACUUUAUUCCUCCAAAAUUAAAUCUUAAUAACUAUGCACUGAAUUAUAGUGUCGUUUAUAUAUUAUUGAAAUGCAAUAUUAAAUAUCAUAGGAACAUAGCAUUUCGGAAGAUAAAGUUAAUUUAAUUUACUUUUGAGAUUAGAAAAAUUGUAUUUAAAAAAAACUGUCCCGAAAUACAAUGUUUUAAAUGUUCGAAGAAGAUUCCGGAAGUGAUUAUAUAGGCUUUAAUAAGUACCAAAUUCGAAUCUGACUGGCCAUGUGACUAUACUCCUAUUAUAACAAAUAAAAAAAACUACACAUUCUCUCCUUAGAAAAAACUAAUGGCGUUAUUCACAAAAGUGCUACAAGUCUCAAUUAGCUAUUCAUCGUUUAUCUUUAUCGGUCACUUUGACUUAUGUAUUAGCAAGAGAGGGAUGAAUAAUAAAUUCACUAAUUACUACUACUACUACUACUACUACUACUACUACUUAAUGGCGCAGCGACACAAAAUGAAUCUUGGCCUCCGACACGAGUACACGCCAGUUGUCUCGAUCCUGUGCCGUCUCCCGCCAGUUAUCGGCCUGGAGAUCGCGCAAGUCCGCUUCAACAGCAUCGCCCCAGCGAUAUCUGGGACGUCCGAUAGGCCUCCGCCCUACCGGGCGUCCCUUGCCCUUGCCCUUUUAGCGCCGCGAUCCUCCUCCAUUCUCAAAACGUGGCCAAGCCAGCGGAGACGGUGAGCUUUUGUUUCGCCGACAAUAUUGGCCGAUAAUUUGAGUAUUGAGGCUUGUAAAGUUUUAUAAAUAAAGCGCGCGGUUGUUUUGUGCGAUAAACGCAGCGUUCAACAGUAGGGCUAAGAUGGUCGGCUCUUUAUCAUUUGUCACCAUGCCUGUCACGUUCUAACAAGUAUGUAAGCGCAAAAGUGACGGGCCUAGUGACAAGUGAUAAAAAUGGAACCAUAUGCCACCGCUGAAUGUAGGAAAAAUGACAAUGCGCUUACCGCAAUUAUCUGAUUUAAAUGGGUGUGUGGCAAACGCAUCGCGUUUAACGCUGCAUUUAUCGCAGAAAACAUCCGCUCGUUUAAGAGGGUAAAAUUAUACAAAGUGACUUGUAAUUCAUCACAUCUCCGCUCAAAAAACAAAAUGUUUAAAAAUACUAAAAUUAGACCCCCAGUUGACUGGUCUAAAAACCUUGCAUACAAAACAAAUCUAUAUAAAUCUAAUAUAUAUAGCAAAUACGUCGAAUUGGUCGUCAAAUGAAUGUGUUUUAGGAUUCGAAUUUGGUAUUUGACUAAGAAAAAGAACAGAGUAACGUUUUGAGGAACGGAAUGAUUCCAAAGUGUCAAAUUUUUCUGACACGUUUUGACAGUUUUCCUAGUACUUAUAUAGAUUUAUAAGACUUGAUUUUCAAAACUUAAAAUAGUCUGCAAAAUAGGUUAGGUCACCGCUAUACGCUUUUUUACAGUACAAUUAAUUAUAUUAAAAAUAGCGCAAACAUUUUAAUCUAAGCACAACCUUUUGUGAUGGUCGCUUGUUUAUUAUCAGGUCAUUGUUAUGUGUAUUAUGUUUAAAUAAUGAUUGAAAUGUAUACAUGUUAACACAUGCGUAGCGUAGCCGAUAACAUGGCUUUUCCGCUUUGUAGCGAAAAGCGACUACGAACAGGGAACCCGCUGACAGCGAAUGAGUUAAUGCUUUCCAUUGUACGUCUGACUUUUUUUUUCCAAUCAUGGCCUGGAUGCGAGUCCUUUAAGCCAGUACGUCUGACAUGCAAUAGGUAUUUUACUGUUGUAUGGUAAUUUUGUUGAAAUCGACCCUUUUGUGUGUA
Messenger RNA from Cydia pomonella (codling moth), 5120 nucleotides. RefSeq names its product FERM domain-containing protein 5 (gene Frmd5). The transcript is spliced from 12 exons. NCBI's taxonomy places the organism in Eukaryota, Metazoa, Arthropoda, Insecta, Lepidoptera, Tortricidae. Bases 420 to 2006 code for a protein of 528 amino acids. Gene Ontology annotation, cellular component: cytoskeleton. The record is from RefSeq and is a predicted model, not a curated record. Gene Ontology annotation, molecular function: cytoskeletal protein binding.